GCCUCAGUUGCUUGUGACCGCCAUGUUGGCUACGGGCACGGUGUCAGCGCCAAUAGCUUUAGGCGACAGUCACGUACAAGGUCUAUGGGAGAGGCCGCAGACACCGGAAGGAAUUGCCAGGGCCCUUAGCAGGUGGUCACAUGAUGGCGGCUCAGUAACCCGGAUGUGGGCGUGGCGGGGCAUGGCGUGGAAGCAGGCGUUGCGGGGCCGCCUGGCUGCCUGCACCGGCUCUAAAAAAAGUGAACAAGAGCUAAAGGAUGAAGAAAUGGACUUGUUUACAAAAUACUAUAUGGAAUGGAAAGGAGGAAGAAAAAGUGUUAAUACAUCUUACAUGAAUAUACCACGUUUUUAUUACAGGCUGCCAGCUGAGGAUGAAGUCUUGCUUCAGAAGUUAAGAGAAGAAUCUAGAGCAGUCUUUCUACAGAGAAAAAGUAGAGAGCUGUUAGAUAACGAAGAGCUGCAGAAUUUGUGGUUUCUGCUGGACAAACAUCAGACACCUCCUAUGGUUGGGGAGGAAGCAAUGAUCAAUUAUGACAGCUUCUUGAAAGUGGGUGAGAAAGCUGGACCCAAGUGCAAGCAGUUCUUUACAGCAAAAGUCUUUGCUAAAUUACUGCACAAUGAUCCCUAUGGAAGAAUAUCUAUCAUGCAGUUCUUCAAUUAUGUGAUGAGAAAAGUGUGGCUUCACCAGACAAGAAUUGGCCUCAGUUUAUAUGACGUGGCAGGACAAGGUUACCUCAGAGAAUCGGAUUUAGAAAAUUAUAUUUUGGAACUUAUCCCUACUUUACCACAGUUGGAUGGUUUAGAAAAAUCAUUUUACUCAUUCUAUGUCUGCACUGCUGUUAGAAAGUUCUUCUUCUUCUUAGACCCUCUCAGAACAGGAAAAAUAAAGAUACAGGAUAUUUUAGCUUGCAGCUUUCUGGAUGACUUAUUGGAGUUAAGGGAUGAAGAACUUUCUAAAGAAAGUCAAGAAACAAAUUGGUUUUCUGCUCCAUCUGCAUUGAGGGUUUAUGGCCAGUAUUUAAAUCUUGACAAAGAUCACAACGGUAUGCUCAGCAAGGAAGAACUAUCCCGCUAUGGAACAGGGACUCUAACCAACGUAUUUUUAGAUCGUGUCUUUCAAGAGUGUCUGACUUACGAUGGAGAAAUGGAUUAUAAGACCUACCUGGACUUUGUACUUGCAUUAGAAAACAGAAAGGAACCUGCAGCUCUACAAUAUAUUUUCAAACUGCUUGAUAUAGAGAACAAAGGAUACCUGAAUGUUUUUUCCCUGAAUUAUUUCUUUAGGGCUAUUCAGGAACAAAUGAAAAUUCAUGGACAAGAACCAGUUUCUUUCCAAGAUGUCAAGGAUGAAAUUUUUGAUAUGGUAAAGCCAAAGGAUCCAUACAAGAUCUCCCUUCAAGACUUAAUCAACAGUAGUCAAGGAGACACUGUUACCAGCAUUCUAAUUGAUCUGAAUGGCUUCUGGACCUAUGAGAACAGAGAAGUACUUGUAGCAAGUGAUAAUGACAGUACUACAGAUAUUGACGAUACUUAACAGGAAUACAUAGUACUCAUGGAGAUGCGCCUAAAUGUGCUCCAACUCUAAAGCUGCAGUCCUAUUCAUUAUCCAGAUCAGACGCUUCCAUCUUCCCCCAGAUGGGUGGUAUUAAAACAUUGUAUGGGAAUUGUCAGUGGCAAAUGGUGAUGGCAAUAGUGGUCUGACUUUAGUAAUCUGAAGAGAUUGUUUGGAAUCUUUCUUCAGCCUACAGUUGCAAGUAACAUUUCUCUUCAGACAUUUUGUUCUAGGAUGAAUAGUAAAACCUGCAGAGUAUUAAGGAUGGUAUUUCCAGUAGUGCCCAGUGUUUGCCUCUCUCUGCUUCUAGUGAAGCCAGUAGGAAUCUUGGGAUUGGUCUAAACUCUGCUUCUAUUAAGAAAAAAAAUCUUAAGCAUGUUGUUGUACACUAUGUAUUGUUUCUCUUACCCUCCCCCCUAUUAAACUGUAGAUGAUUUUGUAUGAAUACAAAUUUGAAUUUGUAUGGUAAGAUGGAGAAUAACUGAUGUGACAAGCAGAAUUUAAUACACAUACAGUAAUUAUUCAUUUAACACAUGCCUGCUUAACACGUUUUUGCAAUAGCAUGAUGGUUUUUUUAGGGAACGUUUUUCUAACAACACGACCGUCCUCAACAUGAAAAUAAUCAAGUGUCAGACUACUUUGCGUGGCUGGAUAAGUUGGUGAAAACAGUGGUAAUAUGCAUGAGCAGAUGAAUACACGUGAUCACAGCGCUCCUCGGCUCACUCACAUGUUUGUUUUAACAAACCACAGCAACUUUUGUUGCUAGAUAUCUAAUAAUGAAGACCCACCACCACC
Molecule: messenger RNA, 2347 nt
Organism: Pelodiscus sinensis (Chinese soft-shelled turtle)
Lineage: Eukaryota; Metazoa; Chordata; Testudines; Trionychidae
Gene: PPP2R3C
Product: protein phosphatase 2 regulatory subunit B''gamma
Biological process (GO): microtubule cytoskeleton organization; regulation of dephosphorylation; positive regulation of B cell differentiation
Cellular component (GO): centrosome; spindle
Source: RefSeq, a predicted model, not a curated record